UAUAAAAGAGACCAAGACCCUUAUUUUUCUGACCUAGACCUGAAACGCUCCAAAAUCCCUGCCUUCAAGUUCGAAGUUCUAAUUCUAUUCUUUCCCCCAGCGUCGAUAGAGUUUAGAGCUACCAACAAUGGCAGGAGUCAGCCCAACUCCAUUGCUGAAAGAUGAGCUUGAUAUAGUCAUCCCAACAAUCCGGAAUUUGGAUUUCUUGGAGAUGUGGAGGCCAUUUUUUCAGCCAUACCAUCUCAUCAUCGUUCAAGAUGGAGACCCUUCAAAAACCAUCAAGGUCCCAGAAGGCUUUGAUUAUGAGCUCUAUAAUAGGAAUGAUAUCAACAGAAUUCUGGGUCCUAAGGCCUCUUGCAUCUCCUUUAAGGACUCUGCUUGUAGGUGCUUUGGGUACAUGGUGUCUAAGAAGAAGUACAUCUAUACAAUUGAUGAUGACUGCUUCGUUGCUAAAGACCCAUCUGGCAAGGAUAUCAAUGCCCUUGAGCAGCACAUAAAAAAUAUUUUGAGUCCUGCUACUCCAUAUUUUUUCAAUACUCUUUAUGAUCCAUACAGAGAUGGCGCAGACUUUGUGCGUGGCUACCCUUUCAGUCUUCGUGAGGGUGUUCCAACAGCUGUUUCUCAUGGCCUUUGGCUUAAUAUUCCUGAUUAUGAUGCACCCACACAGCUUGUUAAGCCACGUGAGAGGAAUACCAGAUAUGUGGAUGCAGUCAUGACAAUUCCGAAGGGUACUUUAUUCCCCAUGUGUGGUAUGAAUUUGGCAUUCAAUCGUGAGCUGAUUGGACCUGCAAUGUACUUUGGGCUCAUGGGUGAUGGCCAACCCAUUGGUCGCUACGAUGAUAUGUGGGCUGGCUGGUGUACUAAGGUUAUAUGUGACCAUCUGGGUCUGGGGAUCAAGACUGGUCUGCCCUACAUAUGGCACAGCAAGGCAAGCAAUCCUUUUGUUAAUCUGAAGAAAGAGUACAAGGGUAUCUACUGGCAGGAAGAGAUAAUCCCCUUUUUCCAGGCUGUCUCCCUGCCUAAGGAAUGCACAACUGUCCAGCAGUGCUACACUGAACUUGCCAAGCAGGUCAAGGCUAAGCUUGCCAAUGUCGACCCCUACUUCACCAAGUUGGCAGAUGCCAUGGUGACAUGGAUUGAAGCCUGGGAUGAGCUCAACCCUUCAGGCGAAGCUCCAGCCAAGACAUCCAAUGUCAAAGCUAAAUAAUUUCCAUUUAGCCAACCUACUAGUUACUUUAAUAUUUUUGUGGCCUUCUCUCUUUUAGUUGACUUUUAACGAUGAGUUGGCCCCCAUUUAGUUCCUUUCCCUCCUUUGAUAGUUUGGAGUUUCAAUUUCGUUGAGAUUGUAUUCAACAUUGCGGAAUGGUAUACUUUAUUUAUAGCCCUCGCUUUCUUUCCGUAAUUCAUUAUGUAACCUUUAUUAUUUAUUAGUGGUAA
Molecule: messenger RNA, 1437 nt
Organism: Coffea eugenioides
Lineage: Eukaryota; Viridiplantae; Streptophyta; Magnoliopsida; Gentianales; Rubiaceae
Product: probable UDP-arabinopyranose mutase 2
Exons: 4
Coding region: 128-1207 (359 amino acids)
Biological process (GO): UDP-L-arabinose metabolic process; plant-type cell wall biogenesis
Cellular component (GO): Golgi apparatus; cytosol
Molecular function (GO): UDP-arabinopyranose mutase activity
Source: RefSeq, a predicted model, not a curated record